Molecule: messenger RNA, 885 nt
Organism: Aspergillus ruber CBS 135680
Lineage: Eukaryota; Fungi; Ascomycota; Eurotiomycetes; Eurotiales; Aspergillaceae
Exons: 4
Coding region: 1-885 (294 amino acids)
Source: RefSeq, a predicted model, not a curated record
AUGCCCGCAUGUUCACUCAUAGAGGCCGACAACUACAAUGAGAAGGGCAGCAAAAUCUACCAGAACAUGCAGUCGAUCUUCCGGCAGACUAUUCGCAACGGCGGAUGGGGCGUCAAGUCGCCUAUGAAUUUUACAUCCGCUGAACUCCCUUGGGUGAAUACUUUUGAACAGGUUCCGGCUUGGAGUAUAUUGGGUCCUCUCACAACUAUUCGAAGAGGUAGAAUUCUGCAAGGACAUCCUACGCAUCUUGGUGCGAUCGUCCAGGCCACUUCUCCAGAAGAAUUUCUCAGUGCGAAUCCGGGUUUCAACUCCGUAGCCGAAUUGGAUCAUCUCUCGGGAAGCAUCACUGUGGACGGGUUUACGGUCAACAUUUAUUCCUUUGUAACGAAGUUGAUCGACCGCAUUACUGAUUUCGGCGGGGAGGUUCCUCUAGGACUGCGAAGUGCAGGGCAUACAACGCAACUCCCUGGGCGAGGUGACAAUGCUGAAAUCGCAACUGGGGCGUCUGGGAGCGGAUCACUUCGUCAUAUCAAUAUAACUGUGGCAAAGGAUGCGGAAGCCGGUGAAGACAUCCUCAUUUUUGGAGGUGGGUACGGUUAUGUUGGACAGGAUCACCCGCCACCACACUGUCCAGAACUAAAGGCCCUCUUCAAUGAGCUGGGAGAGGUGGCGCGCAUCUGUUUUACGCGGGGAUAUGUAGUGGUAAAGGAACGUGGGAUCAUGUACCCAGGUGGAAACUGCAAGUUUUGCGUCCGCUCUUUUACGCCUACGGGCCUCGGACUGUUCGAGAAGAUCCUUGCUGCAAGUGGAGGCCAUCUGAUCAUUACCGGCGGUAGCAACAUUGGCGGUUUUGCGCAGGCACCAGCCGUAACGCAUGCAGUAUAG